AUGAAAACUCCACAGGGAGACGCGGAUCUUUUUCAACAUUUUUCGCAUUUAAAAAAUCACACGGUUGCCGUCGUACCAAACACAUCAGAAGUUCAAAUAUUUCUCGAUCAUGUCAAUUAUAUGUGGUUAAACAUGCAAGAGAGACCAGGAAAAUAUCCAAUAGAUUUUGUCAUGUUUCACACGAAAGAUGAUUUAAUGUCUGCUUAUUGGACGGAUCCAAAAAGUAUACCAAUCGCUGUUGUUUUCGAUGAAGAAGAUCCUCUUCAGUACGAAAUAAGAACAAAUCCAUCCUUUGUGGUUACACCUCAAACGACAGAAUUAUAUUCAUCGCCGGCUAAUUGUAGAGAAAGCGUCAGUCAUUGGGCUGGAAUUUUCCCUAUCGAAACCGGAGAUUCUUGUCCAGUUAAUCAAUAUUAUUAUUCAGGUUUUGUAGCUCUACAAACUCUUCUAGACUACACUAAAAUUCGGUUGGACAGCAAUAAACUCGAUCUUCAAGUUCCUCAUUUUUUAUUAGAAUUAUUUCCAAAAGAAGCUUUCACCGGUUAUUGGAUGGUUGCAUUCAGGGUUAUAAUACCUUUAUACAUGGUGAUGGCUUUGUCUCAAUUCAUAACAUAUCUAUUGAUAUUAAUCGUUGGUGAAAAAGAGAAAAAAAUUAAGGAGGGAAUGAAAAUAAUGGGACUCAAAGAUUCAGUAUUUUGGUUAUCGUGGUUUAUUAUUUAUGCAAUAUUUACAACGUUUUUAUCAAUAAUAAGUUGUGUUCUUUUAUUCUCAUUACAAGUUUUUCAACAUACAAAUUACAUAUUAAUAUUUUUGCUGACUUUACUCUACUCAUUUUCAAUAAUUAUGUUUGGAUUUUUAAUCACUCCGUUUUUCGACAAAUCUAGGACUGCUGGAAUUCUUGGAAAUUUUGCCGUUAACAUGAUGUCCCUUUUUUAUUUUAUACAAGUUUUCGUUGACGAUUCUGAUUCUAUUGCACUUUGGAUUGUUUCUCUAAUAAGUUCAUCAGGUUUUGCCUUGGCCAUGGACAAAGCAUUAGUUCUAGAUCUUUCGGGAAACGGAGUGUCGUUUGAUAAUUUAUGGGCAGGACCCGGAAUUUCUUUCGGUGGUUCUCUGAUCAUGAUGGCUUUCGAUACCAUUCUGUACGGGUUUUUAGCAUAUUAUUUGGACAGCGUUAUACCUAGCGAACACGGUGUGAAAAGAAAACCUUGGUUUUGUUUUACAUUAAAUUUUUGGUGCCCCAAUAAAAAAUCUCCAACGGUUCCUUUAGUGAACGGCGAAUCGGGAUCAUUUGACACCAGUGAAGAAGCCACUCGUGAUGUUGAACCUGUGGCAAGAGAAAUGAAAGGACGAGAAGCUAUUAGGAUUGUCGAUUUGUAUAAAUCUUUUCGAAGUUGCAGAAAACCUGAAAUAAAAGCCGUGAACGGUAUAAAUUUAACAAUUUAUGAAGGGCAAAUAACAGCAAUUCUAGGACAUAACGGAGCCGGAAAAACUACAUUAUUUAAUAUAUUAACGGGUUUGACAUCUCCGACAGCAGGCACGGCUUUGGUUUUUGGAUAUGAUAUUCGAGAUCCAAAUGGAAUGAGUAACAUUCGUCAAAUGAUCGGAGUUUGCCCUCAACACGACAUAUUGUUUGAUCUUUUAACUCCAAGAGAACAUUUAGAAUUUUUUGCCGUUGUCAGGGGUAUACCAAAAAAUACAAUCGAAAUGGAAGUAACAAAAACAUUACGAGAUAUCGAUUUGGUAGACAAAGCAGAUACGUUUGCAAAAUAUUUGUCGGGAGGGCAGAAAAGAAAACUUUCUGUUGGUAUAGCUGUCAUUGGAGAUCCAAAAAUUAUUAUAUUAGAUGAACCCACUGCCGGUGUCGAUCCGUAUUCGAGAAGGCAUCUUUGGUCAGUUUUGCAAAAUAGACGACACGGUAAAGUAUUUCUUCAUCUUGAAAGAGACGAAGAAACGGAUUGCGUUAUGGAUAAUCUUAGUAAAAAAAUGGUUAGAAACAGAGCGUUAAGCAGAUCGUUAAGUUUACAAAGUAAAAGUACGAGUUACCAAAGUCUUCAAAAUGAAAUCGGAGGGAUAAGCAAUAAUGUUGAUGGUAUUACCAAACCACAAAAUGAAAAUUUGGAAAAUAAUAUUUUGCAUGCGAACGAAAAUGCACCGUUGACGGGCGUUCAAGGAUUCGGUGAAACUUAUUUGAAAGAAACUAAUUUGGCUGUUUACAACGGUUCCGAUACAAAUCUCGAUCAGUUUUACAAAAUGCUCCUCAUGUCUGGUUUUGAUGACAUUGAAAAAUACAAUGGAAAUUAUUCGCUCCUCCUAGAAGUCAAACCUCACAUGGCUGCUCUCAAUAUAAAUGUUUUCGAACCUCCUUUUUUUAACAUAACAGCUAUUUAUAAUGACACGAUGCAACAUUCUCUUCCGAUUUUGAUGAAUUUAUUAAACAACGCUCUAUACAGAUUUUUUGUACACGGUAAAAGCAGCGGAAUGUUCGAUCCUCCGAUCGUUAUGAAAACUCAUCCUUUUCAGCAAACAUCACAACCGGAAGGUUUACAUUUUGGAACUUUCACGUCUGCUCUUUUCAUUGGAAUGACUUUCGUUUUGGUACCUGUUAGUUUAGCCGUGGAUAUGGUGUACGAUCGAGAGAUCAAAGCAAGAAAUCAAUUACGCGUCAACGGUUUAAGUUUCAGUCAAUAUUUUCUAACUUAUGUCAUAGUUUUGGGAGUUCUCAUGCUUUUCAUUUGCUUUUCAUUAAUACUUUUGAUAUUAAUAUUCGAUUUACCUUCUUUACGUGAACCUCCUGCAUUUAUGAUGCUCGGAAUAUUGAUCAUACUUUACUGCCCAUCGAGUAUUUUAUGCUGCACUUGUUUAUCGUACAUAUUUGAUAAAGCUGAUACAGCUUUAAGCAUUUUGCCAAAUAUUGUUACUUUUAGCGGUAUAAUACCUUUUUCACUCGUUAUCAUAUUGGACAUGUUUCGUAUAGGUGGAAGAGCAGUUAUUGGUUUACACACUUUUUUCUCAUUGGUCAAUACCCUCUACGUUCCAUACGCUGUUAUUUAUUUCGUCGAUAGAGUUUACAUAAUGUGUUCAAUGAAUCCGGCUUGCAAUUAUUUAGUAUUUAGUGAUUAUUUAACGGACGAAAUUAUAAUUAUGAUAUUUAGCUCGCUAUUACACAUACCAUUUUGGUUUUUAAUGUUGAGGAUCGUGGAUGUGAAAAAAUCGGGUGGUAAAAUUAGCGAAGCUUUUCAAUUUCUUACCUCUAAUGAUUCGCCUAACCUUAAAGAAGUUUUGGAAAAUAGCGAUGUCGGUGAAUACGAAGAUGUGGAUGUCAAGUCGGAAAGAACAAGAGUAUCUGAUAUACUCAACAGUAAUUUACAGAAUCCUCCGGUGGUGGUGGUCCACAAUCUUAGAAAGGAAUACGUGAAAAGCUCGGAAAGGAUUUGCAACUGUUGUAAAAAGGAUGAAGUUGAACCGAACAGAAAAUUGGCUGUGAGAAAUUUAUCCGUUGCCGUCGAAGCGGGAGAAGUUUUCGGUCUUUUAGGUCACAAUGGCGCGGGUAAAACAACGACAAUGAAAAUAAUGAUUGCGGAAGAAGGUCCUACAAAAGGACAGGUUCAAAUCGGAGGAUACAACAUUAUAUCGAAUAUAAGCGAUGCUUUUCAAAUAAUGGGUUACUGUCCUCAACACGACGCCCAGUGGAAAAACAUAACCGUGAGAGAACAUUUAGAAUGUUAUGCAGCCAUACGCGGAGUUCCGCCCGAAGAAAUAUCACGUGUUGUUGAAAUGUACCUUCAAGGGUUGCAAAUAUCAGAGCAUGCAAACAAACAAAGUCAACACUGUUCGGGUGGUACGAAAAGAAAACUUAGCUUCGCCAUGGCGAUGGUUGGAGAUCCUCGCGUCGUACUAAUGGAUGAACCGUCGACGGGAAUGGAUCCGAAAUCGAAAAGAUUUUUAUGGGACACGAUAUUGGCAAGUUUUCAGGGGAGUCGAGGCGCGAUAUUAACGACACAUUCCAUGGAAGAAGCCGACGCACUGUGUUCGAGAGUCGGAAUAAUGGUCAAAGGUGAAUUGAGGUGCAUAGGAUCGACGCAACAUUUGAAAAAUCUCUACGGAGCCGGAUACACAUUGGAAAUAAAAUUACGUGGGGGCGAUCUCACUCCCACGACUCCCGGUUCGAAUAGGACGGACGAUUUAAAAAAUUUCGUUAGUGAAUUAUUUCCGGAUGCGAUUUUAGAAGAAAGCUUUGCCGAUAGAUUAGUAUUUAGUGUUUCUCAACAGAGUGUGACUAGUUUGGCUCAAUGUUUUUCCAAUUUAGAAAAAGCUAAAACUGAAUUGGAUGUCGAAGAAUAUAGUUUUAGUCAGACAACAUUAGAACAAGUGUUUCUUAAAUUUGCCCAUUACGAUGAAAUAAACGAAGAUUAA
Molecule: messenger RNA, 4413 nt
Organism: Pediculus humanus corporis (human body louse)
Lineage: Eukaryota; Metazoa; Arthropoda; Insecta; Psocodea; Pediculidae
Exons: 20
Coding region: 1-4413 (1470 amino acids)
Biological process (GO): lipid transport; transmembrane transport
Cellular component (GO): membrane; intracellular membrane-bounded organelle
Molecular function (GO): lipid carrier activity; ABC-type transporter activity; ATP hydrolysis activity
Source: RefSeq, a predicted model, not a curated record